AUGUCCCCGGGCCCGAAACCCCGCGGCGGGCGGCCCCCCCCGCGCGCGGCCGAGGUGGGGCGCCUCGUGUCCCCGCCCCGCGCCGCCGCGCUCCCCCGCGCCCGCCGGGGACAUGGUACGUUCCAGUGGCCCCGCGCUCAGCCCCGCCGGGGGGGCUUCGGCGGCGGCGGGGAGGACGCGGCGGCGGCGGCGGCGGACGAGGGGCCCGGGCUGGGGCUGGCGAGCCGGGGCCGAGGGCGCAGCAGCGAGCCGAGAGCCGCCCCUCCGCCUCCCCGGGCCACGGCCACGGCCGGCAGCAGCAGCGGCGGCGGCGGCCUCGCCCCUCGCUGGCACCCGGCGGGCCCCCCGCGGGCUGGCAUGACUCUGUUCGGCAGCGAAGAAGCGUGUCGGAGAUAUUUAGACAUGGCCAGAGACCCCAAGGGGAGCCGGGCCCGGCCUGGCCAGAAGCGACAGCACAGCGCUACCCUCUACCACAGUAACUGUGACCUGAACUAUGAGCUGUAUCGGGAAGACUUCCCCUACAGGGUGUAUGAGUAUCAGAGGAUCCCCCCACUUAUCAACCGAGCACCUGUCAAGAGCAGACGGACCCACAUGGGCACAGGAGGCAAGAGUGGCCUCAACCCCCACAUCCCUCCACGAAACAACAACCCACCCCCUGUCCGAACAAAGUUAAGAGCUGAGGAGCUGCACUCCAUCAAGGGGGAGCUGAGCCAGAUCAAAGCCCAGGUGGACAGUCUGCUUGAGAGCCUGGAGCGAAUGGAUCAGCGGCGAGACCGGCUGGGAGGGCCCCAAGACAGUGAGAAGAAGGCAGCCUCAGCCGGUGGGGAAUCUUCCAGUGCUUCGGCAGAGGCCCAGCGGGAGCCUCGGAGCAAAGAGAGCCCUGAGCCCCGAGCCCGUAGCCGAAGGGAUGCUGACAGCGCCGAAGAGAGCACAGAUACGGAGGAGGCGAUGAAAAAUCACACCUCAGACCCUGAUGGGAGCCAGUAGAAGCCCUGGGGCCCCUGCUUUGGCCUCCCCAGCUCGGAUCCUUUCCUUUUCCUGUAUUUGUAUUUCUUUGAGGCCUCCCAGCCAGUGCCACAUGUCUUCUGCCCUCCAGUCUCCCUGCUGUUACAGUAGAGCUGGUUCCUCAGCCAGCCUUGUCUGCUCCUGACCAUAGGAGCCUGCUGGGUGUCCUGCGUCUUCUACAGAACCCCGGGCAGAAGUCCCUGAGGUGCAGGCCUACGAGUAUGGGUCUGGGGAGGCAGGAAAAUCCAGCAGGUCUAGAAUUUCCCUUUGAAAAAAACCAACCCUUCUUUCCUCUGUGCUGUUUUCCCCCAUCCCAUGAAAAAGGGGUUCCCUUGGUAGUACGACUUGGCAGGACAAGGCCAUUUGGGGGCAGAGUCUAGGCAAACUCCUAGAUUCCAAAUUUUUCCUUCUUUUCCCUCACAAAGAUGCUCCAUGAUGAUUUUCGGUUCCCCACCCCUCCUGGGUACCCACUCAUCAUCUCUCCUUGGGGAAACAUUCCUACUGGUGCCAUCCCAGCUCCUUGAUCUCUGGCAGUCGGCUUGUAACAGUAUUGGCUCUUUUCCUGGGCCCAGCAUAAAGUGGUUCCUUUAAGACGUCACCCAGGUUCUGCUCCCAUUGUCAGCCAUUUAAUAUACAACCCCCAUGUUCCUUUGGGGGCUCCCUCAGCGUGAGGAGAUGGGAUCCAUAUUGUUCUGUACUGCCUCCAGUCCCCAAGAAUGCCGGCCAAACCAAAUGAUGGACAGCUCUAUCUCAGCUGCCUGGGCUUCACCAAGGUUUCCCCUUUUUCCAGGAUCAUGUGGCUUCAAUGUUUUGCACUACUAGCCUUCAUGUGACCCCUUUCUCUCCCCAGUUCCUGCAGAAUUCCAUACCCACAGUGGUGCAUGGGAAAUGAGUUGACAGGUGCAUUUCUGCUCCGUAGAAGAUAACAGUCGGGUCCUUGGUUGGUGUUGCCCUGGUUAACCCUGUGAUUUCCCCACCCUCUUUCCCCCCAUGCUGUCCUUUCAGAACAGGUGUAGUUCAUUCUUAUGUCCAGUUUCUAGCUUGUCUUUUUGCUGGUAUGAUACUGUGUCUGUAUUUCAAAUCUGCUCUGGAAAAGUGUAUUGUGUUAAAAGGAAAAAAAAAUUAAAAGUUUGUAUUUCUUUUCUCUGGUUAAA
Molecule: messenger RNA, 2159 nt
Organism: Trichosurus vulpecula (common brushtail)
Lineage: Eukaryota; Metazoa; Chordata; Mammalia; Diprotodontia; Phalangeridae
Product: heterogeneous nuclear ribonucleoprotein C-like
Exons: 7
Coding region: 1-987 (328 amino acids)
Cellular component (GO): nucleus
Molecular function (GO): RNA binding
Source: RefSeq, a predicted model, not a curated record